Molecule: messenger RNA, 1500 nt
Organism: Clonostachys rhizophaga
Lineage: Eukaryota; Fungi; Ascomycota; Sordariomycetes; Hypocreales; Bionectriaceae
Source: the annotation of a GenBank genome assembly
AUGGCUACCCUACACCGAGCUGUGACCUUGGCGGUCGUCGUGCUUCUAGCUGGAAUAGCCUCGGCUGCUUCUAUUGGUAGUCAGCAGGUCCUUCUUGGGCCAAAGAGAGUCGAGUACAUGCGUGUUAGUGACCCUGCGUAUCCCGACCAUUCCAUCUGCAUCCACCAGCAGCAUGAUGAUCUCUGUGAUGCUGGGUCGAAACAAUACACUGGCUGGUUGGACACCAACGGCAAGCAUUUCUUUUUUUGGUUCUUUGAGAGUCUCAAUGACCCUAAGCAGGAUCCCUUGAACUUGUGGAUGACUGGCGGGCCCGGCUGCAGUGGUCUUAUCGGUAUGAUGCUGGAGCUCGGGCCUUGCCUCAUCACGGACACUGCAAACUCCACGACUCGCAACCCGUACUCCUGGACGAGGAAUUCCUCCAUGAUAUUCAUCGACCAGCCCGCAGGCACCGGGUUCUCCUACGUCGACGAAGGCAUCGAACUGCCAACAGACUCCUUCGUAGCCGCAGCCGACAUGCAAAUCUUUCUGCGCAUUUUCUACUCAGCAUUCCCUCACCUGCGCUCCGUGCCGUUCCACAUCUCUGGCGAGAGCUACGGCGGGCACUACAUCCCCACCCUCGCCGCCGAGAUCGUGAGGCGCAACGCCCUCCCCGGAUUCGACUCCGACUUCAAGAUCCCGCUGACAUCCGUCAUGAUCGGCGACGGCUUCGUGUCGCCCCUCGACACCACGUACGGCUACUACGACACCCUCUGCACGACCAAGCCCGGCGUCCCUGAGCCGGUCUUCAACUCCACCCGCUGCGACCAGAUCUCCGAGGCGCUCCCGCGCUGCGUCUACCUCCACGAGGCGUGCUACGAGUACCCUGACGCCAUCCUCUGCCACGCCGCCGACUCGUUCUGCAGCAGCGAGAUCAGGGCCCUGUUCGACGACGAGACGGGCGAGGGAGGGCGCGACCCCUUCGACGUGACGCGGACCUGCGAGGUCGAGCAGCUGUGCUACACGGCGGUGCUUGACAUCGAGAAGUACAUGAACACGAACGCGGUGCGGCAGACGCUGAAGAUUCCCAAGGAGAUUGGGAACUUUACGAUUCUGAACAAUGAUAUCCACGAGGGGUUUUGGAAGGGGAAUGACUUGUUCGUGAGCACGGUGAAGGAGGUCAAGUACGUCCUUGAGGCUGGUAUUGACGUGCUGGUGUAUAAUGGGAACCUGGACCUGGCUUGCAAUACGGCAGGUAACCUACGAUGGGCCGAGAAGCUUUCCUGGACCGGGCAGGCCGAGUUUGUCUCCAAGGGCAUGCGGCCGUGGUCUGCCACGAAGGAUGGUGAGAGUGUUGUUGCCGGCAGUAUGAAGGAGGUGCGCGCCCUGGCCACGGCGGGUGCAAAGAAGAAGUCGAGGUUUGCGUUUGUGAGUGUUGAUAGGGCAGGGCAUAUGGUGCCCUUGGACCAGCCGGAGAUAGCACUCUAUCUCAUCCAGACAUGGAUGUCGGAUGGGGAGUUUUAG